UGCAAAUAUAAGACUGGUUAAGUUAACAUGCUAACGCUGGUUAGCUAGUAGCUCCACAUGCUAAGCUUCGUGGGUCGCGGAUUCUGCCCACUCACAGCUGUCACACACACACGGGCCUCCUCCCGUGACCUGCAACACUCUGGGUCAUUUUAUGUGUUAUUAUAAAUCACAACUGAUACCACCUGUGGAAAAAGUAUUCAUAUUCCAGCUAACGCCGAAGCUGUAAGCAGCAGGCUUGUGUUCGGCAGGUAAAAGUGUCCCACGUUGUUUUGGGUGAAGAGGCCUCACUGAAUCCUCGGGCUAAAGUUAAACAAAGCCCCACAAGGCCCAAAAGUAAAGUCACAGUCAGUCCCCCCAUGUGAGGCCUUCAGAAACUGUGACUGUCACUUACUGGUUAACAGCUGCCCCUCCAGAGACGUGCCUGCAGGCCCCAGCGGUUCGCUCUUCUUGGGCACACCUGUCCCUCCGCCGGGGCAGGCCGCCGCGGAGCCACCGAGGGGAUACCCCGCUGGCGUCCCGCCACCCCCGGCCAUGGACAACGGGACGGGGCUACCGCCGCCUCCGUGCAGGGAAGCCAUGGACGGAUCCUCGUGCAAGAACUGACACUCCUCUCCAUAAAAACAGGUUUUAUCUUUCGCGUAAUAUCGACAGAAUUUCACUUUGACAUUGGGUAUCCCGACACCCCCGAGCGGAGCAGCUGAAGCUGGGAGUCCACUGUUCAUGGCACCGCUGCUGCCGCUGCUGCCGGAGGAAGACACUCACACAUAGAGGAGCAGAUAGCUGGCGAGCUAGCCAGCUAGCCUGCAAACACUUUCUCCUUAAAAUGCAACUUCAGCUGGUGAGGAACACUAAAUGAGCUACAGUACUCACAUUAUAAGGCUAAUAUGCAUUUGGUGUACGAGAAUACAAAUGCAUGUGUGGACUCCUGGUCGUCGUUGUUGUCGCUCUCCAUGCAGCUGCUGUCUUCGUAAAGUAGCCUGUUGUUGUUUUUCCUCGCAGGCUGCUCUCUCUGCUAGGGACCAGCUAGCAUAGCUUUGCAUUGUGGGUACAGCGUUCACCUGCUGCACAUGCGAGCUGCAGAGUUACUGCUCGGUCAUAACCUCAAUGCAUCCGAAUAAUGCUGCUGAAGAAAGAAGAAGAUAUCUUUUUAAGCACAUUUGCAAUUUGAACAAUACUUCUGUCCUCCUGCUGUGGGCUGAGCUGCUCGGCUCUGAUGGUCUGGCAGCGCAGACUCCAGCCUGUGUACCCAGUCAUGAGGUGGCGUGUUUUGUUCCAUCAGACCAUCUGAAUGUGUCUGGUACCGUCAGCGUAGAAGUGUUUGUUGGUAAGAAACUCGUCAUCUCUCUUGAUCGCAUCUCUGAAUCCCCCGUCUGCAGCUGGACCAGAGAAGCAGGACCAGUAGUGACUGUAAAUGGGAGUCAGUCGAUGGUGCUUCCCCCUCUUUCUGAGGCAGACUCAGGGGAGUACAUGCUGAGCUGUGUGAGCAGCUCCUCCAUGACUGUGUUUCUUCAUGUAGUGAUGAAGCGUCCCUCAAAACCAAAGCUGACAAUGGAUCGAUUGGAUGAGCAAUAUGAAUCCCCUAACUUCAUCUGCAUCUCUGAGGGCUUCCCAAAGCCCACCAUAAAAUGGUCAGGAUCCAAUGAAAGCACGGGAUUUCAUACAGAUGGUGGAAGUAGCGGGAGCAAAAUAUCCAGUGGAAAAUAUUAUAAUAAAAGGGCUAUGUGCUGUGCUACUAAUGCUGGAGGACAGGAGUGCUCUCAAGUAUAUGACUAUGACCUGCAGACUGACGUCAUGAAGAAGAAUGAGGUUUCUAAUGUGACUUUGAGCCCUGGUCAGUCUUUAGUGCUACGCUGCACAGUACUGAGCUACAACCCGCCACACUCUGUGUGGGAGAUAGGCAGCCGGAGGAUGAGUGACAGAUCAUUGAAGUGCUCUUCAAAAGUCAAAAAGGAGAUCUGCAUACAAAAUGACUCACUUUAUAAUAGUUUGAUGACCUACCUGUACAUCCAGUCAGUCCAUGUGAAUCACACUGGUACCUAUACCUGCAGGAGUCCAUCAAACAAAGUGAAGUCUGUCUACAUCAACAUCCAGGAGGAGGGUUUCCUCUCCUCCCAGCUGGAUGAGAGAAAGAUCCUGCUAGCCGGGAGUGCUUCAAAAUCCUGUCUGCAAGCUCAAGUCUCCUACCACCCAGUGCUCCAAAACUGUUCGUGGGAAGCCCCUAAUAAAACUGUGACCAAGUGUAUCAGGGACCAGUGGGUGACAAAACACAGUACCGUGAAGCUUUGUGAUCCACUCAGAUCAGGAGAUUAUAAGUUACACUUGGAGGCUGGAGGUCAAAAUGAAACAAAGACUGUAACAGUGUGUGUUGCAGACCCACCCAAGUUCAAAUUCAGUGCUGAUGAGGCAGAUGAAACCUUCACCUUCAAGACUGUGAGUCCCGUGCCCGCAAAUUACACCUGGAAGUGUUGUCCUUCGGCAAAUGAUAGUGAUUGUGACUCAGACUCUACCUGGAAAGUGAUCGAGUCCGGAUCAGACUCUAACAUCUCCUGUAGCAAGACACUCAAGAGCUCUGUGGGGCAGAAGGACUGCAGGGACGGACACUAUUUAAAGUUUUGCCUGACAAACUCAGUCGGCUCCUGGUGCCAAACCCAACUGCCCAUAUACUACUCAACUCUAGUCUCGGCCUCCAGAGGUGCUCCAAACGACGAGAGUGGCAGCUUGAUGGUGCUGAAAGUUGGCAGUGUGGUUCUGCUGCUGGCUUUAGCAGUAGUUAGCAUAGUGCUAGCAUACUUUGUGAAGAAGAAGAAACCUCAGUAUCAGCCCCAGCUGCAGAUAAUCCAGAUGGUCGGACCCAAUGACAAUGAUUACAUUUACAUCAACUUCAAGGACUUUGAGUACGACAAAAAGUGGGAGUUUCCCAGAGAGAACCUGGAAAUGGGUAAGGAGCUUGGCUCCGGGGCUUUUGGCAUGGUGCUCCAGGCAACAGCUUACGGCAUCAGCAAGCCCGGAGUCUCUCAGCAAGUGGCCGUCAAGAUGCUUAAAGAGAAACACCAGACUGUGGAGAAGGAGGCGCUGAUGUCAGAGCUGAAGAUGCUGACUCACAUCGGUCACCAUGUCAAUGUGGUAAACCUGCUGGGGGCAUGCACAGACUCUGGACCCACAUACCUGAUUUUCCAGUACUGCUGUUAUGGAGAUUUACUGAACUACCUAAAGAAAAACAGAGAGCUCUACCACAAGUCUGUGACUGAUGCUUUCAACAAGGACCGAUUCAGCUGCCUGUACCACAACCUGCAGCCCAGGAAGAGCUCCAGUGAGGGAGACGCAGGAGUGGGUCAUUACAUGCCUAUGUACCGCGCCACCACCAGAGGGCAGGAGGACAUCGCCCUGCUCACCCUCAACUCCACUGACAUGGACAGCUUCGAAGGACCAGAGAUCUUUGAAAAUCCAGACGACCCCGCAGAGGACCUGCAAACGCUGACAUUUGACGACCUGCUCAACUUUGCAUUCCAGGUGGCCAAAGGCAUGGACUUCCUCUCCUCCAAGAACUGUAUCCACAGAGACCUGGCAGCUCGAAACGUGUUGGUGACAAACGGCAGACUGGUGAAGAUCGGUGACUUUGGACUGGCUCGAGACAUCGACAAUGACUCAAAUUAUGUAGUGAGAGGAAAUGUGCGUCUGCCAGUGAAGUGGAUGGCACCAGAGAGCACCUUUCAGGGCAUUUACACCAUGAAGAGUGACGUGUGGGCUUAUGGCAUCCUGCUCUGGGAGAUCUUCUCACUCGGUGUUACUCCGUACCCAGGCAUGAAGGUGGAUCACACCUUCUACUCAAUGAUCGAGCGAGGGUUCAAGAUGGAGUGUCCCUACUACGCUGACGAAGCUGUGUACGGGAUGAUGUGUAAGUGUUGGGCUCUGGAUCCCUGCGACCGUCCGUCUUUCUCCAAACUGGUCUCCUUCAUGUGUGACCGGCUCAUGGACAGAGAGGAGAAGCUCUACCACAACGUGACAGAGCUGACCUCCAGCGUCUACCAGAACGCAGCAGACGUGUUGGACAUUUCUGCCUUGGAAACACAGAGCGAGAACAACACGCAGUCAGCCAACGACUAUCAAGCCCAGCUGACUGAAGGCAGCAAAGCAGAAACAUUGGAGGCUGUGGCAGCUGAAGAGAAGCUUCUGAAGACUUCUCAUGAAGAGUAAUCGCCUUCACUGAAUGCAUAUUGAUCCAACCUUUACAGAUGCUUUUUUGAUUGCAGUUUUUAAACAUUCUUCUUAAGUAGAUAUCUGAUUAGUUCUUUGUAUCCUGUUGAAUGUUACAAAAUAGCAAACAGGUUUUUGUAGUCUGUAUGGAUUAUAUUCUCAUUAUGACAAUGUGUGCAGUGCUUUAUUUUCUACAGAGGUACCUGUCAGAUAGUCUCAGGACUUAGUAUUGUAGCAACUUUAAGUUUUAUAUACCACAUUUGAACCAUGCAGACCAGAGACAUUUUGCCUUAAACUACUGUUUUGUAAUGAAAUGUCUAUAUUUAUCUUGUUGUCGCACAUAUGUAGCUCUUAGUUUUUUAAGAUUAAGCCAGUGCUUAUAUAUAUUUUUUCAAAGCUUUUUCCUAUUUUUACAUAUUUUUAAAGGAGUCAUUUGUAAACUUUAAAUAAAUUUCAGGCAAUAAAAAAUACAACAUUGAAGG
Notolabrus celidotus (New Zealand spotty) is the source of this 4676-nucleotide messenger RNA. RefSeq names its product fms related receptor tyrosine kinase 3 (gene flt3). The transcript is spliced from 24 exons. NCBI's taxonomy places the organism in Eukaryota, Metazoa, Chordata, Actinopteri, Labriformes, Labridae. Gene Ontology annotation, biological process: multicellular organism development; positive regulation of kinase activity; protein phosphorylation. Bases 1105 to 4194 code for a protein of 1029 amino acids. The record is from RefSeq and is a predicted model, not a curated record. Gene Ontology annotation, cellular component: signaling receptor complex. Gene Ontology annotation, molecular function: ATP binding; transmembrane receptor protein tyrosine kinase activity.